CGCUGAGGCAGCCUGCCAUCUAGCUUUUUCACAGCAAAACAGACUUUCAGACUGCAGAUGAGAGAGUCAGGAGCAGAGACAAUUUUAACUUAGCCAUCCCUAAUUUAUCUCAAGCCUUUUUCUAUUUAUCUUCACUGCUGUAUGCACACUGGAACACCAGGCUGCCGUCCUCUGGGAAACAGAACGCAACCAGGAAUCUUGGAGAGGUGUCACAGCCUGAGAAAUAUUCAAAUUGCACUGAUUUUCUCCUGGAGUACUGAGCAGAAGGAAUGAAACUCUCCAUCAAGUCCCUGUUUUGCAGGCAAUAGAUCAGAGGAUAUUGUCAGUUUUCUUGAUGGAUUAUUGUUAUUGGGCAGGUUCUUCCUGAAGACUUCAAGAAAACUGUGGAGGCUUGCAAUCCUAAAUGCAAUACUGGUAUGGAGUUUCAGCUCUACCACCAUGGUUGAAAACAGCAAGAGCAAAAAAGAGAUGCCCUAUGCCUUUCUCCAUAUGAGAUUCACACUGAAUUAUCUGGACAAAAUGAGAUGCUUGAGAAAGCGAUCUGCAGUUUCCUUCCUAGGAGUCCUUGUCAUCUGCUUGUUGUUCAUGAACUUAUACAUUGAAGAUAGCUAUGUCUUGGAUGGAGACAAACAGUUAAUCAGAGAAACAGCCACACAUCAAUUAAACUCAGAGCGAUAUGUUCACACAUUUAAAGAUCUGUCCAAUUUCUCAGGAUCAAUAAAUGUUUCCUACCGCUAUCUGGCUGGCACACCUUUGCUAAGAAAAAGGUAUCUUACCAUUGGACUGUCCUCUGUCAAAAGGAAAAAGGGGAAUUAUUUGCUGGAGACAAUCAAGUCCAUCUUUGAGCAGUCAAGUUAUGAAGAGCUGAAGGAAAUUGCAGUCGUGGUCCACCUGGCAGAGUUUGAUUCCUCCUGGUGUGAUGGGAUGGUUCAGGAUAUUUCACAGAAAUUUGCCCAUCAUGUAAUUGCUGGGAGAUUAAUGGUGAUCCAUACGCCUGAAGAAUACUAUCCUGUAUUGGAUGGCCUUAAGAGAAAUUAUAAUGACCCAGAGGACCGAGUGAAAUUUCGUUCCAAGCAAAAUGUAGAUUAUGCUUUCUUGCUUAACUUUUGUGCUAACCUUUCUGAUUAUUAUGUGAUGCUAGAAGAUGAUGUUCGGUGUGCAAAAAACUUCUUGACUGUUGUGAAGAAAGUCAUAACCUCACGAGAAGGAACAUACUGGGUGACAUUAGAAUUUUCAAAGUUGGGCUACAUUGGGAAGUUGUACCAUUCCCAUGAUCUCCCUCGCCUGGCUCAUUUCUUGCUGAUGUUCUACCAGGAAAUGCCUUGUGACUGGCUGCUGAUACAUUUCCGUGGGCUGUUGGCUCAAAAGGAUGUGAUACGUUUCAAACCAUCUCUCUUCCAGCAUAUGGGAUAUUAUUCAUCCUACAAGGGUGCUGAGAAUAAAUUGAAAGAUGAUGACUUUGAAGAGGAUUCAUUUGACCUUCCUGAUAACCCACCUGCCAACCUGCACACUAACAUGAAUGUAUUUGAAAACUAUGAAGCAAGCAAGGCAUACAGUAGCGUCGACGAGUACUUCUGGGGCAAAGCUCCCUCGACUGGAGACUUCUAUAUGAUCGUCUUUGAAAAACCUAUUAAAAUUAGCAGAAUUAAAGUUGUCACUGGGACAGAAGACCGACAAAAUGAUAUCUUGCAUCAUGGGGCUCUGGAAGUUGGGGAAAAAAUUGUUGGUGGCAAAAAAGGGAGGCAAUGUACUACUUUCUUGCGGCUAGGGGAGUUUAAAAAUGGAAACUUUGAAAUUACAAAUGUGGAGCACAAAGUUCUUUUUGAUAUUAACUGUAUGAGAAUACUUGUUACCAAAAGCCAAAAGGAAUGGUUGAUCAUUCGGAGCAUUAGCAUAUGGACUUCACAGAGCCCAAGUCAAUAAGGCAAAUGUACCACAGUAGGUUUUCCCCUUCCUUAUAAGGGAAGCUGGCCCCGUCGCUUGAAUCCCAAAAAUGGUGCCACUCCCUAAAUGACUCCACCCAACCCGAUUUUUACUAAAGACAUUGUCAAUCUUGGAAAUCAUAAAACAAACAAAAGCAAUCUAGUUUUUACUGGUUCAGUCAGGCAAUAUACAACUACUAGUUUGAUGGAAUGUUUGAAUUUUUUUAGGAAGUGCAAACAAGUUCUUGUUCAUCUCUCGAGCUCCAAAUCCACUUCUCUGUUGUUUUCAUCUCCCCUCUGGGGGGAAAUCCAAUGUACUAACAAAGCAAGUGCUGUUUCAUUAUUUAAAGGUUUUGUAGGCCUGUGCCAGUAUAUUGUCAAAAGAAUUUGACUCCAUCGUAUCCACAUAUAAAUUAAAAAUGUAAUGGUG
This is a messenger RNA of Podarcis raffonei (Aeolian wall lizard), 2352 nucleotides long. RefSeq names its product MGAT4 family member C (gene MGAT4C). NCBI's taxonomy places the organism in Eukaryota, Metazoa, Chordata, Lepidosauria, Squamata, Lacertidae. The transcript has 5 exons. Gene Ontology annotation, biological process: protein N-linked glycosylation. Gene Ontology annotation, molecular function: acetylglucosaminyltransferase activity. The record is from RefSeq and is a predicted model, not a curated record. The coding region runs from base 439 to 1923 and encodes 494 amino acids.